AUGGCACAAGUCCUCUGGGAUACAUUGCAAAAUAUGCUUAAGACAAUGUUGGGUGACAGAUUUAAGGACAAUGAGGAUGGAGAGAAGCAAAGUGUUCGACAUGAGAACACCAUGCUCAACACUCAAGCCACUGAAAAGGUGGAGGCAUCCAUUAAAGGAAAGAAAGCGAGAUUCGCCAGUUACCAGGUGUCUACUGAGGAGAGAAAGAUGGGUCGCUUCAAAGACGGCCUGAGAAUUGAAAUCAAAUGGUACGUGGACAUGACUAAACCGAUCACAUUUGUCCAAGCAGUGGAGAUGGUGAAGGUGACUGAAGAGAACAACGCUAGGGAGAACAAUGAUAAACGAGACGCAAAAAGAAGAUGGGAAGGAUCAAACAAGUUCAAUAAGAAAUCAAAAUGGACUCCAACUCUGGCAAAAUCACGAAGCGAGGAAUUCACUAUUCCUCCAUUUAAGGCGAGUAGGUGUCUGCGGAAGGGAUGUGUGGCUUACUUGGCAUACACCAUCGACGUCAAGCUCAAAAAGAAGGCAAUGCAGGAUGUUCCAGUGGUAAAGGUUUACGCAGAAGUAUUUCUGAAUGAAUUGUCGGGAAUAGCACCGAAACGUCAAGUAAAGUUCCGAAUCGAUUUGGUACCAGGUGCGACACCAAUCGCAAGGGCGCCUUAUUGUUUAGCCCCAACAGAAAUGCAAGAGUUGAUCAAACAAUUACAAGAACUCUUAGAUAAAGGGUUUAUCAGGCCAAGCUCGUCACCAUGGGGAGGGCCGAUAUUAUUCGUCAAAAAAAAUGGUACGAUGAGGAUGUGCAUCGAUUAUCGGGAGUUGAACGAAACCACGAUAAAGAACAGAUAUCCAUUGCCAAUGAUCGAUGACCUCUUCGAUUAG
Cynara cardunculus var. scolymus (artichoke) is the source of this 879-nucleotide messenger RNA. RefSeq lists its product as uncharacterized. NCBI's taxonomy places the organism in Eukaryota, Viridiplantae, Streptophyta, Magnoliopsida, Asterales, Asteraceae. The record is from RefSeq and is a predicted model, not a curated record. The transcript is spliced from 3 exons. The coding region runs from base 1 to 879 and encodes 292 amino acids.